CCGCCGCCGCGCACGGUCCGCUCGUGCACGGUGCUGUCAUGUUCGGCACGUGGACGUUUGGCGCGUUUCUCCCGGCUCCGCUCGUGAACCAGCUGCUGUGAGAUGUUCUGACCAUGGCCAGAGGUCCGUUUCCAUGGGGACGCUUCCGAAAAGCUCCGCACGUGCAGGAAUCCACCCUCCCGUGAUCCCCGUUGCUGUAGCAACCACUUCCAUCCAGCUGACCAGAUUCUCACACCUACAUAUGAAGUACCUGUUCUUUUCCUGGCUCACGGUGUUUGUGGGCAGCUGGAUUGUGUAUGUGGAGUACUCGCUGUACACAGAACUGUGCCGUGGUCAUGAUUGCAAAAACUCAAUUUGUGACAAAUACAGAAAAGGAGUGAUUGCUGGUUCAGCGUGCAGGAGCCUGUGUGAGAAAGACACGCUUCAGCUGAGGAAGUGCCUCUCCGUCCAGCCUCACAGCCAGGUGUAUUCUGGUAGUUGGGGAGACCUGGAGGGCGUCCUGAAGUGCCACAUGGAUGAGGCCCUCCAUUAUGAUUUAGGAGAUGAGAAACUGACUGCGGCCUUCAACAAACUCACCAAGGGGACCUCCGUGGAGAAGUUCAAUGAGAUGAUCCUCAACUACUUAAAGACCAAAGUCGGGAACCAGCCCAGCCUCUCAGAUCUUGCAUCCCAAGUCCUGUUUAUAGCUGAUGCCAAUAAGGACAGCUACAUCUCCCUGCCUGAGGCUCGCACCAUGUGGGCUCUGCUGCAUCGCAAUGACUUCAUGCUGACAUUAUUCCUACAGGACAGAGAGCACAUGCCCAAGUUACUGGGCUUUUGUGGAGACUUGUAUAUGAUAGAGAAGGUGCCAUAUUCACCUUUGUAUGGAAUCAGCCUCCCCUGGCUUAUCGAGUUGUGGAUUCCUGCCAGCGUGCGUCACAGUAUGGACCAGUGGUUCACCCCAUCCUGGCCACACAAGGCAAAGAUCUCCAUUGGACUACUGGAACUGGUUGAGGAUAUCUUCCACGGCACAUUUGGCAGCUUCCUCAUGUGUGAUGUGAGUGCCUUCAGUUUUGGCUAUACAGACCGACAUGAUGUAAAGGUGAAGGAUGCCCGCCACAUUGUCCCUGAAAUCAGUUUUCAAGAAACCAUGAGACAGCAGCACUGCAAUGUGGAUGAAGACUGUCUCUAUGGGACAGACUGCCUCACUUCCUGUGAUCUCACCAAGCAUCGCUGCACAUCUGAGGUGGUCAGACCAAAUCUGGCCAAAGCUUGUGAUGCACUUAAAGACUAUAUUCUGAGGGGCGCACCAUCUGACGUGAGUGAGGAGCUUGAGAAGCAGCUGUACGCCUGCAUUGCACUGAAAGGCUCCACAGAACAGAUGGAAAUUGAGCACUCAUUAAUUCUGAACAAUCUCAAAACAUUACUGUGGAAAAAAAUAUCUCAUAUAAAAGACUCCUAACGAAUAAUACACACUGGAGGCACAAACUAUACAAGAUCAUAUUCUGAAGAACAGUGAACUCUGUGGACAGCAAGAAGCGUAAGUACCAUAUGGGCGCAUAUAGUAUUAUUCAACCUUACGUAGAUUAAAAAAAAAUAAACUCAGUGAUUCACUUGUCAAGAAGUGCCGCUUAUAUGUUGCAGAACUGUGGGGUCUACAAAAGUGCCCAAUUUGUGAACGCUGAUCACAGUCUUGACACACAGUCAAAGUUUGUGGUUUUGGUUAAAGACUCAGGCUGCCAUUUGCUUGGUGUCCCAAAUUUAUUCUGAAUUAACUUUAUU
This is a messenger RNA of Thalassophryne amazonica, 1761 nucleotides long. RefSeq names its product divergent protein kinase domain 1A-like. Lineage: Eukaryota; Metazoa; Chordata; Actinopteri; Batrachoidiformes; Batrachoididae. The record is from RefSeq and is a predicted model, not a curated record. The transcript is spliced from 6 exons. Bases 134 to 1441 code for a protein of 435 amino acids.